This is a messenger RNA of Lentinula edodes (shiitake mushroom), 657 nucleotides long. RefSeq lists its product as uncharacterized. The transcript is spliced from 3 exons. Bases 1 to 657 code for a protein of 218 amino acids. The record is from RefSeq and is a predicted model, not a curated record. NCBI's taxonomy places the organism in Eukaryota, Fungi, Basidiomycota, Agaricomycetes, Agaricales, Omphalotaceae.
AUGAAGUUCCUCUCUACAUCUUUGCUCUUCGUCGUUGCUUGCGUAUGGGCCACCCAGGCCGCAUACCUCUCUAUACAUGAUCAGGAGCAGUCAUGGGCAGGUUUCCAAGAGGGCAUAAUGAUCACCCCUGUGCUUGACGAAUUGGAUUCGCAUUUUUUAUGCGAUGUAACGAUUGACAAUGAAGUCUUCCAGAUUUCCGUCCAUUCUACGAGUGAGGAUGAUUGGACAUCAAAUACUUUAGAUGGCAGAGAACUUCCUGACGAACACAUAACCAUCAUUGACCAACACCUCAGAUUAGAAGCCGAACAUCGUACUGGAUCGACAUCUCCUCCGAUAGAUGCGCACUCGUCUCCCCUUUCAUCUCCCUCAUUCAGCAUUACUCGUUCCUCAAUAUCGUGCCAGCACGUUGGUGUUGCUAGUUCUACUUUUCGACGCAGGAUAGGUUUCAUGCAUGCCAUUGAUCUUCUCAGUAUCAUUGGCGUGGGUUUCCUCGCUGCAACCGCAUCGGGCGUUGCUGCCUUAUUACGACGACAUGACCAACAGAAGAGAACUGAGACCGAUAUUCCACGGUCUAUUUCACUCAAUUAUUUGCACGAACAUCCGAAUAGUGACGAUACAGAGCAGGUCUUUGAUUAUAUCAAGAGUAAACUGGGUUAG